CUGAAUUUCGAAUGACGCAGUGCUUUUGUUGCAUACAAAGCACUGUGCGGGAAGGUAAUUGUUGAACGUUUUUUUCCAGGAUUUUAUUAUGGCAGUAUGGUUAUUAUUAUAUAAAUAAUUUAAUUUUUCGUUACGCGAGAUUUAUUGAAAAGCAAUAAUAUAUAAUAAGUGUACUAAAUAUUAUAUAUAUAUAUAUAUAAUAUUUGAACGUUUUUUUCCAGGAUUUUAUUAUGGCAGUAUGGUUAUUAUUAUAUAAAUAAUUUAAUUUUUCGUUACGCGAGAUUUAUUGAAAAGCAAUAAUAUAUAAUAAGUGUACUAAAUAUUAUAUAUAUAUAUAUAUAUCUAUUUAUUUAUCUAUAUACAAAAAAAUUUUGUCCCGUUUUCGUUAUUUUCAACAAAUUAAUGCUACCCAUGAUUUUUACAUAUCGUGUGUCCAAACGCAUGUAAAAAACUUGGUCUGUUGGAUGUGCCCUCAAAAUUGUAAGAUCUCGAUUUUUCGACCGAUUUACAAUCAAUAAUUAUUUAGCAAAAUUAAGAAGUAUUAAAAGCUCCGUGACCAGAAGGUGGGACAAGAUUGCGGCUAUAUACUCUUGUAAAAAUAUCAGUAUGGUAUACUUCAGUCACGCAGUCUACUCGCGUCGUUCGAGCGUAGUAGAGCUUUUAUUUGUUUUCGCGCGCCGCGCUCGAGAGUUAAAAAUAUAUGUUAUAAGCCAGCGCCGAUUUUUCGGUGCUUCUUUUUGAGCUUUCGCUCAGCGCUUCGACAGACUACGUGAAAGUGAAAAAAAAGUUUAUUAUGCGCUGAGCUUGUAUACGGAGGUUUGAUUAUUUUUGUUCUUUUUUUUUUGUUUUUUUGCUCUUUGAAUUCUUCGACGGAGCUUUUAUUCUCGCUUCAUGCUUUCGAAUCGUUCCACAAACCCCAAACUCUACAGGCUUGUAUAUAUAGGUCAGAACAAAUGAUGCGAAAUAUCAAUAGUCGCCGUUAUGUUUACGGUUUUGAUGAAAAGCGCGUCAAUGGCGUGUAUAAAUAUAGCAUAGCAGCAUUAGAGCCGUCAGCGCGAAAGCUCGAGUUAACGGACUCGAGGGUGGUUUAUUCCACAGUAGUCGCGCUUUUCUAAAUUAUAUAAAUAGACUUUGACAAAGGACGCGCUCGCGAGCGUCUGCUCUCUGUCUGAGCCGAACACGUUCUCUCUUAUACUUCCAGACACUCGACGAGUGACGUAUGUAUAGCUAUAUGUAUAUAUAUACGGAUAGUCAACGACGACAUGAUAAUAAUAAUAAUAAUAGUGAGACAAUGGGCGCGCGCGCGGACAACUCAAUUCGCGGCUAAUUGACGCUAAUUUUCAUAUUGGAGGGAUUUUUUAUCUUUUUGAUUGAUCGAUUGAUGAGAUGCAGCGUAAUUAGGUUGACGGCUGCGGAGGAGGAGAUUUUAAGCUUCUCGUGAUGUUUGCGAAAAUCUUUUCUUUAGUAUGGAAAAGAAAAUUCAAUCCAAUACAUAGUUUCGAAUUCAUAGCCAGUGUGCCAAAAUUAUAUAAACUAUCCAAUGCUUCUUGUUUAUCGGAAAAUCUACUACCAUUAAUAAAAGCUCAUUCAACGUUCGUUCCACAAAGGCGAAUGCCAAAUAGCUGCCAAAACAAACUUAUGAGAGAAAAGUUUUCGGCCAGCAUUAACGUUCGAAAAUGUCUACCAGCACAUAACACCCAUAUCUGUAUAAUUUAAAAAAAAAGCUCCGCAAGCUCACACGAAUGUUGCUGCUAAAUCCGCGAUAAAAAGAUCCGCAAGCUCGUCUCUCUCUUCGCUCUUUCUCUCUCUUUGCGUCAUAUUAAUACCUAUCCCCUUGCGCGCGCACAGCUCCGCCGGCGAAGAGAAAAUAAAUCCGACGGUUCCGCGCGCGCCUCGUCAGCGGGCGAUGCAGCGUGUGCUGAGCUUCCAAAUGGGCCGGGGCUUCGGCGAGUCCAGCGAGUACGUCUCGAAGCGCAUGUGCUUCUCCUUUCUCUUCAGCGUCGGAUUCCUAUGUCUUCUCGGUGGUUUUCUGCUCGGCCGUUUCGCCACCGAUCAGACCAUCAAGAUGCGCGAACGGCGCAUCCUCGACGAUCUGGCCGGUAACGGGCUGCUCGUUACCAAGGAUCUACAGCUCCAGAUAGUCGAUCUACUCAACGCCAGUGUCUUCCAUGAGAACUACACGAUGGACGCAAGCGUGGAAACUUUACGGAAACAGGGCGUCGAGAGGCUGCGCGACGUCUUCGCGGACUUGAGCAUUUUUCGACUGAACGUCAACGAGACGGAGACCAGCCUCGUCGCAACUAUCUGCGGCACAGUGGAGCAAGACAGAUACGUGGUUUUAUCGGCGAGUGGCGAAGGCUUUGAUGUCGCCAUUAAACUGGCCCAGAUUCUCGAUAAUAUUUACCGUACCAAAGGCUGGGAACCAAAGAGAACAUUGAUAUUCUGCGUUUUCUACGGCUCCACCGACUACUGCGGCAAGAGAUUUUUGAAUCGCGUCAAACCCGACAUCGCAGCUUACAUAGCCGUUCACGGAAAUGCUGCUAGAGGAACGGAAGAUAUCGUCGUUUCCGGGUCGGGUAUGGUUCAGGCGACGAUACUGGAUGCGCUGAACGAGAUCAAAUUUUACCAUCGACUGGACAACUCGUUCAAGGCGAAACAAUCGCCGAACUCACUUCCAAGACUGAAUCUUGACGUGCCUCACGCUGUGCUGUCGUUUGUAAAUCCGAGUUCGAAUCUGACUACGGAGGAGGUGGAGCUGAAUCAGAAGAUUCUGGCUCAAAUCGUCGCGCUGUCUAUGUAUCGUUUCUCGGAGGAGAUUUUCUUCCAAUGGGAGCCAAACUACUUCAACGAGAUCAUGAGCAAAGCUCUAGGUUUGAUCAAGAGUGAAGAACUCAAGGAGACCAAGGACCAUCUCAAUCAAACGGUUGCAAUGUUCAACCAUAGUUUGGUGGAAUUCAACCAGAAACUGAAGGACACAUACGUUUUGAAUGCUGUGGAUGUACGCAUGAUGAACGAUAGACUACUGGAUCUGGAUCGUGCAUUGCUCUGUUCUGACACAAAAUUACGCUCCAUAACUGACUUUGUGCAGUUCAUGAGGUUUCCGCACGAACCUGCUCACACUGUCAAAAUGGAUUUGAACAACAUAAUCGACUGCUACAAGGCAGCCACAGAAAUCAUACUGGAGCAAGCGUACUGCAGGAGGAUAUUCAAAGACCUUGUAGAAUUCUAGUAUAUAUGCAAUGUGAUUGAAACCAUGUGAUCUUCUCUCGGCGUCACACUAUAUUCACAGCACCAAUUUUGGACUUCCAACCUCGUAUAAAUCAUAAUAAAUAUAUAUUUAUAUAUUA
Messenger RNA from Nasonia vitripennis (jewel wasp), 3347 nucleotides. RefSeq lists its product as uncharacterized. Gene Ontology annotation, molecular function: carboxypeptidase activity. The record is from RefSeq and is a predicted model, not a curated record. Lineage: Eukaryota; Metazoa; Arthropoda; Insecta; Hymenoptera; Pteromalidae. Bases 1907 to 3229 code for a protein of 440 amino acids. The transcript has 8 exons.